Molecule: messenger RNA, 1795 nt
Organism: Neltuma alba
Lineage: Eukaryota; Viridiplantae; Streptophyta; Magnoliopsida; Fabales; Fabaceae
Product: thiosulfate/3-mercaptopyruvate sulfurtransferase 1, mitochondrial
Exons: 12
Coding region: 333-1262 (309 amino acids)
Cellular component (GO): mitochondrion
Molecular function (GO): thiosulfate-cyanide sulfurtransferase activity
Source: RefSeq, a predicted model, not a curated record
GACCUGGAUUUUCCUUUCCUUUUCUUGUUCUGUAUAUACUCUAUUUCUCUGCACGUCUGCUCUUGUGCUUCUUUGGGUUGUUCCAUUCUGCGGCCCUCUCAUCUUCUGGGCCUGCAUAUCUGGAUUGUAUAUUCUGCUAUUAACUUUUUCGAUUUUUGAACUGUCAUUUGGGCGUGGGAAGUGGUGUUCUUGAGUUUCUUGUCUUCUGGAUUUCUUUUAUCUCCCGCGACAUAUAUCUUCUAGAUUAUUUUAUCAAUCGACUGAAGAGGCCAUCUUUGUACAUGCAGUACUAAAAAAUUAACUGAAGUUAUUGAUUGGGCUCCUUGUGUUCUAUGGCUUCUUCAAUGCAACCUGUUUCUUCGGAUGAGCCGGUCGUGACUGUGGAUUGGCUUUAUGCUAACCUUACGGACCCUGACUUGAAGGUGCUGGAUGCAUCCUGGUACUUGCCAGAUGAACAGAGGAACCCCAUUCAAGAAUAUCAGGCUGCACACAUUCCUGGAGCCCUUUUCUUUGACAUAGACAGAAUAGCAGAUCAAACUACAGAUUUACCGCAUAUGUUGCCAUCAGAAGAAGCUUUUGCUGCUGCUGUGUCUGCUUUAAACAUAGCAAACAAAGACAGAGUGGUUGUUUAUGAUGGCAAAGGAAUAUUUAGUGCUGCUCGUGUUUGGUGGAUGUUCCGAGUGUUUGGGCAUGACAAAGUUUGGGUAUUAGAUGGUGGACUGCCAAAAUGGCGUGCAUCCGGAUAUGACAUCAAGACUAGUGCUUCUAGUAAUGCUAUAUUAAAAUCCAGUGCCGCUACCGAGGCAGUAGAGAAAGUGUAUCAGGGACAGCCAGUUGGCCCAAUCUCAUUUCAGACUAAAUUUCAGCCACAUCUUGUUUGGUCCCUGGAACAGGUAAAGAGAAACAUUGAGGAAAAAAGCUACCAGCACAUAGAUGCACGAUCAAAACCUAGGUUUGAUGGAGUAGCACCAGAACCGCGAAAGGGUAUCCAAAGUGGUCAUAUACCUGGAAGCAAGUGUGUUCCUUUUGUCCAGCUGUUGGAUGCUCAACAGACACUGUUGCCAGCAGAUGAAAUUAAGAAGCGUUUUGAUCAAGAAGGUAUCUCUUUGGAUGACCCCAUCAUGACUUCUUGUGGCACUGGUGUAACUGCUUGCGUUCUUGUAUUGGGCCUCCACCGUAUUGGAAAGCAUGACAUUGCAGUCUAUGAUGGGUCUUGGACUGAAUGGGCUCUACAAUCUGAUACGGCUAAAGAAACCUCAUGAAUGCCACGUUCUUAGAUUCUCAUUGAGCGUUCGGGAGAUUUGCCCACCACAGAUUUGUGUCUUUGUAUCCUUGUAUGUUACAAGGAAGGUUUCAGGUCCAGGACAUCAAAGCGUCAGUGUUUUUUCUCGUGUCAAAUGAUUUAUCUGGUCAAAUCCAAUAUGUCAGAAGAAGAUUGAUGAAGAAGAAAAAGUUUGUUCCUUUCUAGAAUUAACUGAACCUGAGGCCAACGAGAAAAGGGCCAUUUCUACGGAAUACAUGAGAAUAAAAGGAAAAUUAGAUGAACAACAACAACAACAAGAAACACAUGACAGAUGAGGCAGGAAGAGCAAGAUGCAUGGUCAUUGUUCUUUAAUCUGUGUCUGUCGAAUGAACUGGUCCAGAUCUUUAAGGAUGGAAGGUGUUGAUUGAAUGUCUUUAUGAUUUGUCAAGGUGGUGACAAAGUCUCUAGGAACAAAGCAUUUUUCUUCCAUGUACAUCUUUUCUUCUAUAACUGGAGAAGUAACCAGCUUUUGCAUUUCUUCAUUCGCAGUCA